Molecule: messenger RNA, 1968 nt
Organism: Solenopsis invicta (red fire ant)
Lineage: Eukaryota; Metazoa; Arthropoda; Insecta; Hymenoptera; Formicidae
Product: putative fatty acyl-CoA reductase CG5065
Exons: 7
Coding region: 1-1272 (423 amino acids)
Biological process (GO): long-chain fatty-acyl-CoA metabolic process
Cellular component (GO): peroxisome
Molecular function (GO): alcohol-forming very long-chain fatty acyl-CoA reductase (NADP+) activity
Source: RefSeq, a predicted model, not a curated record
AUGCAGAUACGAUCAGAGUUCCCAAGUACCUUGAAGAAGAUCUUCCCCGUGAAAGGCGACGUGGGCCUGCCAGAACUAGGACUUUAUUCCGAAGACAAGGAUAUGCUUUUACAGAGUGUCAAUAUUGUGUUCCAUAGCGCGGCCACCGUACGUUUCGAUGAGCCGUUGAAAAUCGCCGUUAAUCUGAACAUGAUGGGCACCGAUCGUAUGUUGGACUUGUGCAGGCGCAUGACAAACCUUAUUAGCGUUAUUCAUGUCAGCACGGCCUAUAGUAAUGCUGAUCGACGGGAGAUUGAAGAAUCGAUUUACACUACGGAGGUGAAGCCGUAUACGGUGGUCGAUAUGUGUGAAAAUUUGGACGACGAGACGUUAAAAAUUAUAGAAAAGAGAUUGAUCGGGAAACAUCCUAACACGUACACGUUUACUAAGAAUUUAGCGGAGCAAAUCGUGAUGACUAAAGGAAAAGGUCUACCGAUCGUGGUUGUACGGCCGAGUAUAAUCGGCGCGGCAAACCAAGAACCAUUUCCCGGAUGGAUUGACAACAUCAAUGGUGUUACAGGUAUAAUGACGGCGAUUGCUCAAGGUACUAUUAGAAGUAUCGUGUCUAACGCAAAUUUAAUGAUAGAUAUUGUACCCGUUGAUUUCGUUGUUAAUACGAUGUUAUGCGCAUGUUGGUAUAAUUUUGUGCAACGUACCAAUACGCUAAAGGUUUAUAAUUGUAUCAGCAGCACAGUGCAUCCUAUUACAUGGAAUGAAUUUGGAUACUUUAUAAAAAAGUACUGUACAGAAGUUCCAUCAAAACACGUGAUGUGGUAUCCAGAUUUCACAUUAAGGACAAACAAAUUUAUUCACGCCAUCGUUAGGGCUACAUUGCACUUUCUACCUGCAUACAUCCUAGAUUUUAUAUUAAAAGUCCGAGGCUACAAACCCAUAAUGCUGAAGAUAAUCAAACGGAUCGACCUCUCCGCCCAAACCGGAGAAUUCUUUUCGACAAAUGAAUGGAAAUGGAAUAUCAGCAACAUGACGACAUUAAUGAAAGUUGUAAGCGAGCAGGAAAUUAGUAGAAACUUUGAAGUCAACAUACAAAAUGUGGAUUGGGACAUGUACUUACAACGGUACAUAUUAGGAAUCCGUAAAUACAUCUUGAAAGAAAAUCUGGACACUUUACCUUAUGCUCGAAGUCGAUUAAACAAGUUGUACUGGAUGCACCAGUUCACCAAAACACUCAGUAUCGCAGCGUUAUUAGGAGUUAUCAAAUACACAUGUCGGUAAUAUAUCAUCGAGUCUGAAUCGCGAUCCGCACGAUCCAUGAAACCACAGAAAAUACAGUGAAAGGAAAUAUUACGAGAAGGAGCAGUGAAACUUACGCUUCGAUCAAAAAUUAAAACCUGGACACCUUGUCAAAUACUAAUAUAUUAACUAAAUCCAAUAUUAUAAAAUGUUUAAGGAAAAAAAAUAUUUUAAGAAAUAUAUUGAACGCGAAGAAUAAAACUUGAUAACCUUAUCGCUGUUAAAUAAGAAAAGCAAUGAGAAGAAUUGAAUACGAUAAUGUACAUAGCUUACGUCAGCGAUUCGGAUAGGUACGUGGCUUAUUGUUAGAAUAUGUUGUAAAUGCGAAUAGAAUUAAGAGUAGGACAAUUUUAGAUUUGUAAGAUAUGUGAAAACGAUUACGCAAAGCAGAUUUGAGAUUCUUUAGUAUUUAAGUAAGUUGUUAUAUUUUUAGUUAUUAGUAUUAUAAGUUAUUAUAUUUUUUUAAAUUACUAUAAUUGUUAUAUUUUUUUAGACAUUUAGCAGCGCCAAGUUUUUGUAAAUAAAAAAUUUUUUAUUUUAAUAAAAUUUUUGCAGUUUAAAUGCAAUUCAAAAAAAUAUUUUCUCCAGCUCUUUUUCUUCUCACGAAAUAUUUAUGAUAUUUUAUUUAUUGGCUAAUACUACGAGAUAAGAUUUUCGACAAAAAGAUAAAUAUGAUGC